Schistocerca piceifrons (Central American locust) is the source of this 2286-nucleotide messenger RNA. RefSeq lists its product as uncharacterized. The transcript is spliced from 13 exons. The record is from RefSeq and is a predicted model, not a curated record. NCBI's taxonomy places the organism in Eukaryota, Metazoa, Arthropoda, Insecta, Orthoptera, Acrididae. The coding region runs from base 1 to 2286 and encodes 761 amino acids.
AUGGCAGCUAAUGUGAAGCAACCGUUGCACAGUUCGGACGCGGUUACAUUGUUCAAAGCCCCACUCCACAAUGCACAGGUGAGUGGCAAGCAGAAGGCUCUAAGAUAUCGGAGGAAGCUGCUGAGCACCCUGAAACAGAGAGUACUACACCUGGGCAGACCUCAACAAAAGAGGUAUGAAAAAUCUCAUCUCUAUGAAGUGCCGUCAAAAGGCUCAGAGACAGUGGAGCAAGAUGUUGACACGCCAGAAACAACUGCCACGCCACCUGGGAAAAGCUCCAGGAAGAAGGGCAAAACGGAGACACUGGAAAAGACCUCAGUGAAAAAACGUACCAAGCGCUCUGCUGCUAAAAGCGAUUUGCAGGAGCCAGUGGCUUUGCUGGGUGCUGAAACAUCAGAAACAGUACUGAUGGAACAACUGGAAGAAACAAAAUGCAAGAAAGCUAAGAAGAACGUUGGGGGACGUGGAAAAGCUUCUAAACCACAUAAAAAGAGGUCAAAGACAAGAGGAUUGAAACGUUCAGCUGAUGAAAGUGAGCAGCAAGAGAUUAUAUGGGCUGCUGCUAUUGCUGCAUCUACUUCAGCAACGAAGGAUGAGGUGCAGUCAAAAGACUCAAACACCGAGGAGCAAGAUGUUGAGACACCAGAAACAGUUGCCCCUCCACCUCAGAAGAGAUCUAAGAAAAAGGAUAAAGUAAAGUCAAAAGGCUCUAAAAUGGAGGGGCAAGAAGCUGUGCAGCCAAAAACAGCUGGCGCUGCACCUGGCCACACAUUACCGGAAGAGGGUAAAGAACAGUCAGAAGCCUCAGGGAAAGUGGAACAAGUUCUUGAGACGCAGAAAACCUCUACCUCUGUACCUGGGAAAAGCUCCAAAAAGAAGGGAAAGAAGGGAAAGACUGGUGGCAAGGCAGGAGAGAAAACUGUCGAACCACAACAAACAAUUGACAGUCCACCUGUAAAGAAGGCAACGAAAAAGCGCAAGACGGCUCUGUCUGGAGGGAAAACAACACCGAAAAAUGUCGGACCACCAGAAACAAGUGCCACGGUACUGGAAAAGGCCUCAGUGAGAAAACAGUCGAAACGUUCUGCUGGUGAACGCUAUUUGCAGACGCCAGUGACAUUUUCAGGCGCUGACGCACCUGCAGCAGCACUGAAGGGUGUAGAAGCCGAAACUGCUACUACUACAGAAGAACCUAGUGGUGAAGUUGGCAGGACUUUGGCCCUACAGCCACGAAAAGAAACAACCAAAGCCACAGAACUGGAGGCGACGGUGCAGUGUGAUAAGAGAGAGAUACCAAAUCAGGGUGCGGAACAAGCUGCAGAACAAAAUCGGGCAGAUCAAGCUGGUGCCCCUUCAGCUGCACAUGAUAUGCCAUCAGCUGCAUCUGAUGUGCCCUCAUUUGCAACUUAUGGGCCAUCAGCUGCACUUGACAUGCCAUCAAUUGAAAGUGAUGCACCCCCCGUAGCCCCAGAUGCACCUGGCGCAGCUUCAGAUGCACCUACGGCACUUUCAGCACCUUCAGCUGCACAUGAUACGCCAUCAGCUGCAUCUGAUGUGCCCUCAUUUGCAACUUAUGGGCCAUCAGCUGCACUUGACAUGCCAUCAAUUGAAAGUGAUGCACCCCCCGUAGCCCCAGAUGCACCUGGCGCAGCUUCAGAUGCACCUACGGCACUUUCAGCACCUUCAGCUGCACAUGAUAUGCCAUCAGCUGCAUCUGAUGUGCCCUCAUUUGCAACUUAUGGGCCAUCAGCUGCACUUGACAUGCCAUCAAUUGAAAGUGAUGCACCCCCCGUAGCCCCAGAUGCACCUGGCGCAGCUUCAGAUGCACCUACGGCACUUUCAGCACCUUCAGCUGCACAUGAUAUGCCAUCAGCUGCAUCUGAUGUGCCCUCAUUUGCAACUUAUGGGCCAUCAGCUGCACUUGACAUGCCAUCAAUUGAAAGUGGUGCACCCCCCGGACGCCCAGAUGCACCUGGUGCAGCUUCAGAUGCACCUACGGCACUUACAGCUGCAAUAGAGGAGCUCUUAAUUACACUUAGCAUAUCCUCAGAUGAACCUGGUGUGCCCUCAGCUGCACAUGACACGCACUCAGCUGAAACUGGCAUGUCCUCAGCAGCAACGGGUGUGCUCUCACCUAUACGUGGUGCCCCUUCACUUGCAUCUGGCAUGCCCUCAACAGCAGAUGUCAGCUAUGGCGCCGAGACAGCAGACUCCUCAAUGAUUAUGACUUUUUCACCACCACCACCACCACCACCACCACCACCACCACCACCACCACCUCUCUAA